Messenger RNA from Symbiodinium necroappetens, 1135 nucleotides. The record is from the annotation of a GenBank genome assembly. NCBI's taxonomy places the organism in Eukaryota, Dinophyceae, Suessiales, Symbiodiniaceae.
AUGAGUCAAGCCCGAGGCCGAGGCGGAACUCCUACCAGGCCCGAGUACGUCAAGGAGUCACAGAAUGGCGAGGCGCCGUCACCCAGGUUCGGACACACCACAACAUUUGUGGGAGACAACCGGGUUGUUCUCUUUGGUGGUGCCACAGGGGAUUCAGGCCGCUAUACCAUCACUGCGGAUGCUUUCAUGCUCAACGUGCACACCAACACUUGGUCGCGUGUUCAGGCAGGAGGAACCUUGCCCUUUGCCCGUGCGGCCCAUGCGGCAGCAUGCGUAGACCACUCACAGAUGGUGAUUUAUGGUGGGGCAACAGGGGGUGGCAGUCUGUCGUCUGACGAGCUAUACCUCUUAGACAUCCGCAACGAGGAAAGCUCUCAGUGGAUGUCUGUUCCCGUGAUGGGAACUACCCCGGGCCGAAGAUACGGCCACACCAUGAUUUUCAACAAGCCGCUGCUCAUCGUCUUCGGCGGGAACAAUGGCCAGCAGGCCGAGUGCGAUAUAUGGAUAUUGGACGUGGAGCGUUCGCCAUUUCAGUGGCAGGAGGUGGCCGUCAUGGGAAAGCGUGGGCCCUUGCCACGCGUCUACCAUUCGGCAGAGGUGUGUCGUGAAGGGCCUGCUGCUGGCAUGAUGGUCGUGUUUGGUGGCCGGACUGCCGAGAACAAAUCCCUGAAGGACACCUGGGGUCUGCGACAACAUCGGGAUGGCCGUUGGGAUUGGGUGGAGGCUCCCGCAAAGCGUGGUGCUCCCCCGGAGCCUAGGUUUCAGCAUUCCUGCAUUUUCCUGGAUUCCAAGCUCUUGAUCGUCGGCGGGCGCGGGCCAGAGGUCAACAAGAUUUUGCCCACCGCAGUCUAUGACACGGAGACCUGCGAAUGGCACAACCUCUGUAGCCUUCAGAGAUUCCGGCACUCUUCUUGGGGUAUGGGAAGCCUCCUCUUUUCCUACGGGGGCUUCGAUCACAAAAAUCCGUCUGCUCCGACGUCGGAUUUGCAGGUCAUGGAUAUUGAAGUUGCCAUCACGGCGUCCCAAAGUGGUGUUGUUCCGAAGGGCGAGGAGGCAGAAACCGCGGAGACUGGCUUGGAGGCUCUCUCCGCAGCUCCCGCCGGCACGCUGGACCUCGUCCCUCCGACCUACCCAG